This is a messenger RNA of Bombyx mori (domestic silkworm), 5473 nucleotides long. Its product is annotated as ATP-binding cassette sub-family C member 4. Lineage: Eukaryota; Metazoa; Arthropoda; Insecta; Lepidoptera; Bombycidae. The record is from RefSeq and is a predicted model, not a curated record. Gene Ontology annotation, cellular component: membrane. The transcript has 25 exons. The coding region runs from base 342 to 4526 and encodes 1394 amino acids. Gene Ontology annotation, biological process: transmembrane transport. Gene Ontology annotation, molecular function: ATP hydrolysis activity; ABC-type transporter activity; ATP binding.
ACAGUAUUUCGUGGAGGAGGUGAGGAGGUUGUCGUGGACGCGUCAGCCGGCUCCGAUGCAAGUCUGGUUUCAUCAGCUUCAUAUAAGCCAGCACGGUACGCGCGCGCCACGCAGUAGGUAUUCGGAACGUCAGCGCUCGCUCCGUGUCGUUGCCGGUCAACGGUUCGCGCUUGCGCAUCCCGCAACUACUACCGCGAUCGACAAACGUACGAAAACAAAAAUGCGGAUUUACUAAACUGAACUGAAUUUGCGUGAUUUUUUUUUACGUAAACACACGUAUAGUUAAUUUUGCUUGUUGUUUUAAAAAUACGAACAUUAAAAAAAAAACUGAAAAAAUCAAAAUGGUCAGUGGAAAUAAAGACGCGAACGAUCCCACGAAGAUACCGCCGAAGAAUCGUGAAAAGAAAUCUAAUAAUUACAAGAGAGCGAACUUCCUCUCGAAGGCAUGGUUCGUCUGGAUGAUGCCGACUUUCUGGCGUGGCUACAAACGAGAUCUCUACGAUUCUGAUCUCACGAAGCCUAAAGAAAACCAUCAUUCCGACAAGCUUGGUGAUCGGCUUGAAAAAAAAUGGUUGGAGGAAAUAGCUUUGGCAAACAAGAUUGGUCGAAAGCCUUCCCUACUCCGCGCGAUGACGAAAACCUUCUGGAUGAGCUACGCGCCCUCUGGUCUUAUGUUUCUAGUACAGGCACUAUUAUUUAAGCCAUUCCAGCCUGUCGUUUUGAGUAUGAUGCUCGCCUAUUGGGAACCAGGGUCCGACAUGACAUAUGAGCAAGCGGUGUACUGCGCCACCACUGUGAUACUGAUGUCUUUGAUAAUCGCCUUCCUGAAUCACCACGGUUCGUACUCCACACAACAAUUUGGAAUGAAAGUGCGCAUCGCUGCCUGCUCUCUCAUUUACAGAAAAGUGAUGCGAAUGAGUUCCAGUGCUUUGGCUCAAACAACAGCCGGUCAAGUAGUCAAUCUACUGUCCAAUGAUGUGAACAGAUUCGACUACGCAUUCAUCUACACACAUUUUAUUUGGCUCCUGCCUCUCCAAGUGAUAGUGGUCUGCUACCUCAUCUACAUCAAAAUCGGAUAUGCGGCUGUCGUCGGUGUCAUCGGCAUCGUGUUGCAAACAAUACCCGUUCAAUCGUACAUGAGUAAACUGGCGGCGAGGCUGCGCAUGAAAACAGCAUGCAAAACAGAUGAACGUGUCAGAAUUAUGGACGAAAUCAUUAGUGGUAUGCAGGUUAUUAAAAUGUACGCUUGGGAGAAGCCUUUCGAGCAAGUUGUAGCCCUGGCUCGGAAGAACGAAAUCAACUGCAUCACGUCAGCGUCUUACCUCCGAGGAGUGUACCUGAGCUUCAUGGUGUUCACGGAACGACUCACGCUAUAUAUCACAUUACUUUCGCACUCUUUAUUCGGUUAUCAAGUCACCGCUGAUAUUGUAUUCCCGUUGGCGCAAUUCUACAACACACUACAAGGGACUCUGUCGAUAAUCAUGUCUAACGCCGUAUCGUUUUUGGCUGAGGCUUUGAUCUCGAUACAACGCCUCGAAGCGUUCUUGCUGUUUGAUGAGAGAGAGGAUUUACGUAGUGUCCCUGAUGUGGACAUUGCUAAGCUAGUACAGAGCAUUGACCAUCAAAAAAAAAAGAAACUUAGUGAAGUGGAAAAAACUACUAGUACUUUUAAGAAAAUCGAUGAAGAAGAUUAUUUCAAUCUGGGAUUUGAAUGCACAGAAAAGGGUUUGACGAUAAUUUCUCAACCUCCUCGUGAUCCCCCCGUAAGUCCUGAUAUCGGAAUCUUAAUACAAGACGUGUCUGCCAAUUGGACGGAGACUGGCCCUCUCACAUUAUGUAACGUUAACAUCACAGUACCGAAAGGAAAACUCUGCGCUAUAAUCGGAUCUGUGGGCUCUGGGAAGAGUUCCAUAUUACAGUUACUUUUAAAUGAACUACGCCCUAUAAGUGGACGUGUUUAUCACUCCGGCCCACUGUCAUAUGCAAGUCAGGAGCCUUGGCUUUUCGUGGCGACGGUCAGACAGAACAUUCUAUUUGGCCUACCGUACAACCCCAAAAAAUACAAAGAGGUUAUUAGAGUGUGUGCCCUUCAAAAAGACUUUCAACAGUUUCCACACGGAGAUCAAACCUUAGUAGGUGAACGAGGCGCGUCCCUUUCUGGAGGACAAAGGGCUCGUAUCAACCUCGCUAGAGCUGUUUAUAGACAAGCGGAACUGUAUCUCUUGGAUGAUCCUUUAUCGGCGGUGGACGCUCAUGUCGGUCGGCAAUUGUUCGAUGAGUGCAUCAGCGGAUACCUCCGGCACACAACUCGAGUGCUUGUCACACAUCAACUACACUACCUCAAGGCUGCCGAUUAUAUAAUCAUCAUGAAUAAUGGUACGGUAGACGCUUGUGGAACAUACGAAGAACUAAUGACUUCCGGUAAAGACUUCGCCAAACUUUUAACCUCUUUGCAAGACGAGAAUGAAGAUGAACCUAAAAAACUACCUUUGCCAAUGUCCAGGCGAACAUCAGCCCGGUUAUCAACAACACGUCGACCUUCGAUGUCGGAGUCAAUGACUGGUUGCGAAGGUCCUGCACAAGAGAUGGAGGAGGAAGAAAGAGAAUCAGGCUCGAUGGGCUGGCACGUUUACAAAGCAUAUCUGACGGCUGGCGGAGGAAGUACUCGGCUGAUGUUUACUGUUCUUAUACUCGUAAUAGGACAACUAUCGGCCACGCUUUGUGACUAUUGGGUUACAUUCUGGACUAACGAAGUUACAAGAAUGAAAGAAAAAGAAAGCAAUAAUACCACAAAGGACUAUGAACUAAUGCUGACACCGAAAAACAAUACCUUUAGUGUUACCAACUACUUCUCCGGAACUGAAGCCCAACCAGAUCUAAACAUCCACGCAUUCAUCGGUCCUCUGGAUACGGCGCAGUAUCUCUACGUUUACACAGCACUGAUCAUUUGCUGUAUCUUCUUCAUAACGGCCCGAGCGUUUAUGUUCUUCAAAGUUUGCAUGACGUCCUCCAGGAACCUCCACAACGACAUGUUUCACUCGAUGCUUAGAGGCGUAAUGCGAUUCUUCGAUUCCAAUUCUUCUGGUCGUAUUUUGAAUAGGUUUUCAAAAGACAUUGGAGCUUUGGACGAGCUCUUGCCGCGUUUCUUGCUGGAGUGCAUACAAAUAUAUUUGGUGAUGUUCAGCAUCCUGGCGUUGAAUGCAGCGGCUUUAAUAUGGACUUUACUGCCCACCACAAUCAUAUUGCUCCUAUUUUACACGAUACUGCAAAUAUACCUAAAAUCUGCACAGUCUAUCAAACGAUUGGAAGGCACAACACGAAGCCCGGUGUUUUCUCACAUGUCGGCCACUCUCAACGGCAUGAGCACAAUCCGUUCUGCAGGAGCACAACAAAGAUUGAUUCAGGAAUUUGAUAAUUUCCAAGAUAUACACACGUCAACAUGGAGCAGCUAUUUAGCAAGUGGCGUCACCCUUGGCUUUUGGCUCGAUUUAAUCUGCGUGCUGUAUCUGGCGAUCGUCAUUAUAGCCUUCCUCGUGAUAGACAGCAAGACAAUAUUUUCCGGAAAUGUGGGUCUAGCGAUUUCGCAAACGCUAAUCUUGACAGGAAUGUUGCAAUUCGGUGUAAGACAAACAGCUGAAGUCAUCUCGCAAAUGACAAGUGUCGAAAGGAUAUUGCAGUACACACACAUCGAAAGGGAAAGUCAGUGGGAAAAAGGAGAACGCGAAACUCCGAAAGGCUGGCCGUCGAAUGGUCGUAUUGAGUUCCGUAACUGCUUCAUGAAGUACACACCUCAAGACCUGCCCGUACUGAAGAAUCUCAAUUUAGUCAUUGAAAGUGGAUGGAAGGUCGGCAUCGUGGGUAGAACGGGUGCCGGAAAAUCUUCUCUGAUAUCCUCCUUGUUUCGACUUGCGAUAGUUGAAGGAGAGAUUCUCAUUGAUGACAUCGAGACCGGAUAUUUGGCUCUACAGGAUCUUCGUUCGAAGAUAUCGAUAAUCCCUCAAGAGCCGGUAUUGUUCUCGGCCACCGUACGAUACAAUUUGGAUCCCUUCAAUAACUACAAGGACGAGGAAUUGUGGAAAGCUUUGGAAGCUGUUGAUCUAAAGGCCGCUGUUCCUUCUUUAGAUUUCAAGGUAUCCGAAGGUGGAUCUAACUUCUCUCUUGGACAAAGGCAAUUGGUUUGUCUCGCGCGUGCUAUCUUACGAGGAAAUCGUAUUCUGGUUCUGGACGAAGCCACCGCUAAUGUUGAUCCCAAAACUGACGAAUUUAUUCAAAGAACGAUACGGACACGAUUUGCUGAUUGCACCGUGCUGACUGUAGCGCAUCGUCUUAACACCAUCAUGGACUCCGAUAGAGUAAUGGUGAUGGAUGCCGGACGGCUUGUGGAGUUCGAUCAUCCCUACAAACUGCUCAGUAAUCCCGACGGCUAUUUCGCGAAAAUGGUUAAAGAAACAAAUGAAAAAAUGUCCCAACAAUUAUAUGAAAUAGCGAAAGAUACGUACAUAAAAAACGGAGGUAGAAUUGAGUAAUUCUUAGUAUAAAUAGCGAAGUUAAUUAGUACACUAAUAUAAAUAAUCACGAAUUUUAAGUUUUCUUUAUAAUUCAUACUGAUUUUUAUAUGUUUUUACGAAUAUAGAUUAGUUGUACGUUUAGGCGUAGAAGGACAAUCAUGAUGAAACUUCCCAGUUCAAAAUUUAAUCAUCACUUUGGGGGAUGUAUUAGCCUUGAUUAAAAGCCUAGAUCCUGAAGGUUUGACAUUUUUUUUUUCUUUCAAUGGCAGUUAUAACCAUAAAAUGAAAUAGCGUACCAUAAAAUGAAUUAAUGUUAAAACUUUAGUAUGUCUAUGUAUGAUAGUUAUAUCCCUAAUUAUUUAUGUUGCAGGGCUCUACAACACACUCAAAUUUAAUUACAAUCGGUACAGCCAUUUCGGAGCUUUCUUUCUGUUUCUAAAAAAAAUAUUUCCUCAAAAACACUUUGGUUUAACAUGUGAAACUUUGAGGAUCUUAUUAUUUUAUCAAUAGCAACAUCUCCCCGAAGUGGCGAUUAUAAUAUAUGUUUAUUAUCUGUCGGAAACUUUAUCAUGCAUAACCCCCUAUACCGUUCGAAUAAUAUUGUAAUCCAAAAGAAAGAAAAAUGCUGAUUCGUUAAGUAGAUAUUAUAAGACUAGGUUUUGGGAUUAUUUUACAACAAUGUUGAUUAAAAGUAACCAAUAACUCUAUGGAAAUAUAUAAUCUAUUUGUUUUAGUUCCUGCACCAUAAGAUUGUACACAUUUAGAAUUUGAAAAUGUUUUUACAAAAUGUGUGUUGUGCUCACGUUGGUCAAAUAAACUUUAGGAAUAAGUUUUAAUAAUAAUAUAGAAUACGUUAUUUAUUUUGCGAUAUAAAUGUGUAACUGUAUAAAAUUGUAUGAAUACGAAGCUAUCAUGAUAAAGGCCAUAGAGGUUUACUUCGAACAAAAAUAAACAAUAUUGAAUUA